CCCCUCUCGCGCACAAUGGCUGAUCAGCUGACUGAGGAGCAGAUUGCUGAAUUCAAGGAAGCCUUCUCCCUAUUUGACAAAGAUGGAGAUGGCACCAUUACGACAAAAGAACUUGGAACCAUCAUGAGGUCAUUGGGUCAAAAUCCAACAGAAGCAGAAUUACAGGAUAUGAUCAAUGAAGUGGAUGCUGAUGGUAAUGGCACUAUUGACUUUCCUGAAUUUUUGACCAUGAUGGCUAGAAAAAUGAAAGAUACAGACAGUGAAGAAGAAAUCCGUGAGGCAUUCCGAGUCUUUGACAAGGAUGACAAUGGUUACAUCAGUGCAGCAGAACUACGUCAUGUAAUGACAAACUUAGGAGAAAAACUAACAGAUGAAGAAGUAGAUGAAAUGAUCAGAGAAGCAGACAUUGAUGGAGAUGGACAAGUCAACUAUGAAGAAUUCGUACAGAUGAUGACUGCAAAAUGAAGACCUCCUCUCACCUUUUUUCCCCCCUCUAGAUGAAUCAAAUUGAAUCUUUUACUUACCUCUUGCAAAAAAAAAAAGUUCAUUUAUUCAUUCUGUUUCUGUAUAGCAAAACUGAAUGUCAAAAGUACCUUCUGUCCACAAAAAAAAAAUCUGCAUGUAUUGGUUGGUGGUCCUGUCCCCAAAAGAUCAAGUUACACAUCAGUUUUACAAUAUAAGUACUUGUACUACUACCUUAAAUGAUAAGGAAGCACUUAGUGGACUCCUUAAAGUUCCAUUUGCUAAUGAUUAUUACACUGUUUGGGCUGGCCAGUUUUUCAUGCAUGCAGCUUGACAAUUGAGCACAGUCAGACAUUUGUAUU
Molecule: messenger RNA, 824 nt
Organism: Dromiciops gliroides (monito del monte)
Lineage: Eukaryota; Metazoa; Chordata; Mammalia; Microbiotheria; Microbiotheriidae
Product: calmodulin-1-like
Exons: 1
Coding region: 16-465 (149 amino acids)
Molecular function (GO): calcium ion binding
Source: RefSeq, a predicted model, not a curated record